Molecule: messenger RNA, 2824 nt
Organism: Camponotus floridanus (Florida carpenter ant)
Lineage: Eukaryota; Metazoa; Arthropoda; Insecta; Hymenoptera; Formicidae
Product: beta-1,4-galactosyltransferase galt-1
Exons: 8
Coding region: 545-2248 (567 amino acids)
Source: RefSeq, a predicted model, not a curated record
UCGAGCGUUCGCGUCGCCGAACGGUUCGGUUUCGCGCGGCUCCCUCGCUCGUCUUGAUUUGGCUUGUCGUGUCAUUUCUUCUGUUGACGAUUAGCCGAUCGACGUUGAUCCGGCAGACAGGAGAGACGUUACAUGCAUACGCACGUGUGCUUUUCCAUUUACCUAUCUGCCUGCCCGCCUAUUAUUGCGGCCUGUCCGGAGUACCCUUUCUUCGGCUCAUCGCGCGAAUUUUGUUCGUUUUUUCACCCUUCGGAUCGCGGGGAAUCACUUGAGGUCGCGGUCGCGUGUCGCGAUUGAUCGCGAUAGAGCGCCGUAUAUACGCUACGUCUUUUUAUUUAUUUGCUCGAUAAUCGGCGAGACGAAGAUCGUCAUCGCGAUAUGAGUAUGAGACGUACGGCCACUGCCAGUAAUGACAGCUGUCAGAUGGAUGUUGAGGCACCGCCGCCAAGUGAUAGGACGUCGCGUGGAUAUCGAGCGUUAAUUGAAAUAUCACCCUCAUGCUUGGCAGCAGUUUUCUUGGAACCACUUUAAAGUCUCUACAAGCAUGGGUUCAAGCCGAAGAUCCGGCUCCGGUGGGAGUCGGCCAAACGCCGGCGUUCUCAAGGAGCGUGCCAACAUGUCGUUCAUGCUGGUUGUCAUGUUCUUCGCCGUAUUUGGUUUGAUCGUCCUUACGGAGAUAUUCCUGAUCGACGAGAGGCGCGGCGUGAGCGUCGGCGGCACCGGCGUACUCGGGGGUCACAGGAGCGGUCAUCGAUUGCCGGCUGCGCCCGAUCGUCCGGAUUACGGCGAAGUGGGAGCCGAAGAUUACGCAGGUUUGAAAGGUAGCUUUGACGAGCAUGUGGGAUUGUUGGUUCGCGGAGAGGAUGCAGGUCAGAAGACAGUAAUACACCCGGAUCCACGUGGCUUACCGAGCCUACCGCCCAGCUUGGAGGCCCGUUUACCGCAGUUGGAUCAGAAUCUAAAGGUUACGCAUGCAGAAUGGUUGCCAGUCACCAAUACUAGAUUUAAAUUCUUCGUUUACUCGGCGUAUUUCGACGACAGAGUUAGCGGUUCAGGCACGCCGGCGAGUAAAAGUCAAGGUGUAAUACGCGUAAUCAGCGCUACUAAAACCAGAAGCCCCGAGCGCGUUUGGUGUAGGCUCUGGUAUAGGCAAAACGGCGGAAACAUCACUGCCUCAGUAACGGUAGCUGCGAAAGUUAAGGUAAUCCGUGAAAAUUGGAAUCUCAAAUACAGUGCCUGCUUCGUGAUAUGUCCCUUGCCCAAAGAAUCUCCGACGAUGGAUAAGGUGCCAGAAGCGGUUAGUGUUGUAGCGAGAUUGCGAGCUGUCCCGACGAAUCGUAUUCUCAUUCAGAAUCGUCUCGAGAGCAGAAUGAACGACAAAGAUGCUUUGGCUGUCUGCGUUAAACCUUUACACUAUUAUUACAAUAGAGUUUUGCAAUUGGUGGAGUUUAUCGAAUUGCACAGACUCUUGGGCGCUACUCAUGUCACUCUAUAUAAUGACACUGUAGGCCCGGCAGCUGGUUGUGCGCUGAAAUAUUAUGAGAGCAAGGAUCUGGUUACAGUAUUACCGUGGCAUCAUCUUGACAUGAUUUCCCAACGAGAGAUUCGUACGGAAGGCCUCUUUGCAGCGCUUAAUGACUGUCUCUAUCGAUCUAUGUACAAAUAUGAAUAUGUGGCCCUUGUAGAUCUCGAUGAGUAUAUCAUACCGAGGCAUAAUGACACCAUAAUCGAUUUGCUACGGUGGAUGGGAAAUCGAAUCAAUGUCAAGUCCACAGGUGCAUUUUCCUUUCAAAACGCCUUCUUUUAUCUGCAAUGGGCCGAUGACCCAUUUGUAGUAACUAGCCGCACACCCACCGAAGCUGGUUUAAUCACUCUGAAGAAAACGCGACGCAGGACCAAGUUGCAUCCGCACAAGCAACGUUCUAAGUACAUUUGCAAGCCGCAAGACGUAGUCGAGGCGGGUAAUCAUUUUGUAUGGGAGUUUAUCCCAGGUCAUGGAACUCUGAACGUGCCAUCCGAUGCUGCUAUAUUGCAUCAUUAUCGUGUUUGCGAGUUCGGCGGUGACGAUUGCAUCAAAACGCAGUCGACGAUUGAUAGAACGGCCUAUAAGUACAGAGAUCGACUCGCUGCGAAUGUUGACAAGACAUGGAUGGAGCUGCGUGCCGAAUGCUCGCUCCCGGAACUCGAUCCGGUCCCAGUAUUGACGCCUCGAAUUAAACUCAGCCCACUUGGUAAAUCGAUCAGGUAGCGAAAGACUAUCGUCGAAAUCCUAUGGGAUAUUGGCAAUUUCACCGGUACACCAAAAGUUGCGAGGACCUAUUUCUAUAACUAUGGCGGUCCUUAGUUUUCUUAAAGAAAAAAAGCUAAGCGGACUCCUGCCCUUUUUUUACAAAAUUGUCGAUGGACUGUUUUUAAAUUUGUGAAAUGGAGGAAUACGGGAGAUUUAUCGAAAUUAUUGCGAAACAAAAGAAAAAGAACGAAAAGAAAAGAAACGCUUUAAUCGAGACAUGGAUUAAUCAUAUUUUUCUACAUGACGGAUUCUUAAAUGGCCGGCGAAAUCUAGAGACAAGUUACCGUAAGUCAAUCGAGUUCCCAUACGGCACAGAAAUAUUACAGCAACAUUGCAGAAAUAUUUCUUUGCAAGAUUGCAACAUUGCAGAAAUGUUGCAAAAUAUUGCUGCAACGUUGCUGCAAUAUUGUAGCAACGGUAAAAUGUCCGCUUGUAGAAAUAUUGCAAUGCAAUAUUGCAGCAAUGUUACGGUGCAACGUAUUUGUAAUAUUAAAACGCGUUUUGUUACAAAUGCAGACACCGUUUUAAAUUUAA